Molecule: messenger RNA, 2487 nt
Organism: Anthostomella pinea
Lineage: Eukaryota; Fungi; Ascomycota; Sordariomycetes; Xylariales; Xylariaceae
Source: the annotation of a GenBank genome assembly
AUGGAGAGCGACAAGGCCGAGAUCGACGAGAUCCGGCCCUUCGGCAAGGCCCGGUCCACCGUGCAGGGCGAGCCACUGUCGCAAGACGAGCUGAAGAAGUACGAUGACUUCUUCAAGGCCAGUUGCUACUUGUGCCUGGGCAUGAUCUACCUGAAGGAUAAUCCUCUCCUACAAGAACCCCUCAAGAAGGAGCACAUCAAGGCCCGCCAGCUCGGCCACUUCGGAUCUGCACCCGGUCAGAUAUUCACCUACAUGCACUUCAACCGCCUCAUCAAGAAGUACGAUGUUGAUGCUCUGUUCGUCUCCGGUCCUGGUCACGGCGCGCCCGCUGUGCUGUCGCAGGCCUACCUCGAGGGCACGUACUCCGAGGUCUAUCCCGAGAAGUCCGAGGAUCCCGCCGGUAUGCAGGUAUUCUUCAAGCAAUUCAGCUUCCCCGGCGGCAUCGGCUCGCACGCCACGCCUGAGACCCCUGGCAGUAUCCACGAGGGCGGCGAGCUGGGUUACUCCAUCUCGCACGCUUUUGGUACCGUUUUCGACCACCCCGAGCUAAUCACCGUCACCAUGGUCGGUGAUGGCGAGGCUGAGACUGGACCAUUGGCAACAUCAUGGCACAGCACCAAAUUCCUGAACCCCAUCUGCGAUGGUGCUGUCCUCCCGGUGCUACACCUGAAUGGCUACAAGAUCAACAAUCCCACCAUUUUGGCUCGAAUCACGCACAAGGAGCUCGAGCAGCUGAUGCUUGGCUAUGGCUGGCAGCCGUACUUCGUAGAAGGUGACGAUCUUGAGUCGAUGCAUCAGGCCAUGGCUGCCACCUUGGAGCACUGCGUGCAGGAAAUCCGGAAGUUCCAGAAGCAAGCCCGCGACUCUGGCAAGCCAUUCCGCCCGCGGUGGCCCAUGGUCAUCCUACGCACUCCCAAGGGAUGGACAGCGCCCCGCAAGCUCAACGGCCACUACUUGAGCGGCUACUGGCGCGCACACCAGGUGCCAAUCACCGAUGUGAAAACGAACCCAGAUGACCUGAAGGUUCUGGAAAAUUGGAUGCGCGGCUACGAACCUGAACGUCUAUUUGGCGAGAAAGGUAAGAUCGGCCCGGAGCUGAAGGAGUUAUGCCCUACUGGCCCACGCCGCAUGAGCGCCAAUCCCGUUGCCGAUGGCGGCCGGCUCACGAAGCCGCUCAAGAUGCCGGACUUCAAGGACUACGCCAUCGAGGUGACCCAGAGCGGCGGAGUCCUGGAGGGCAGCAUGAACAAUUUCGCAGGAUUCUUGAGGGACAUCAUCAGGAACAAUCCGACCAACUUCCGCCUGUGGGGUCCUGACGAGACAGAGUCGAACAAGCUCUCUCGCGUCUACGAAGCCGGAAAGAAGGUGUGGAUGGGCGCGUACUUUGAAGAAGACUCCGAUGGCGGCAAUCUUACUCCCUUCGGCAGAGUCAUGGAAAUGCUGUCUGAGCACACCUGCGAAGGUUGGCUUGAGGGCUACAUCCUCAGUGGGAGACAUGGGCUCUUCAACUCGUAUGAGCCUUUCAUCCACAUCAUCGACUCGAUGGUCAACCAGCAGCAUUGCAAAUGGCUUGAAAAGUGCGCGGAGGUGGAGUGGCGCACCAAGGUGGCCUCGCUCAACAUUCUCCUCACCGCGAUAGUAUGGAGACAGGACCACAACGGCUUCACCCACCAAGACCCUGGGUUCCUUGACGUCGUUGCCAACAAGAGCCCCGAGGUUGUUCGCAUCUACCUGCCUCCUGAUGGUAACUGUCUGCUUUCUGUAAUGAACCACUGCUUCCGCUCGUCCAACUACGUCAAUGUAGUCGUGGCCGACAAGCAGGACCACCUCCAGUACCUGAACAUGGAGCAGGCCAUCGAGCACUGCACCAAGGGCAUCGGCAUCUGGCAGCAGUUCAGCACCGACGCGGGCGCCGAGCCCGACAUCAUCAUGGCCAGCUGCGGCGACGUCAUGACCAACGAGUCGCUGGCGGCCAUCGACCUGCUACUGCAGCACUUCCCCGAAAUGAAGAUCCGCUGCGUCAACGUCGUCGACCUGUUCAAGCUGAUCCACCACAGCGAUCACCCGCACGGGCUCAACGACAAGGAGUGGGUGGCAAUUUUUACCGACGACAAGCCCGUCAUCUUCAACUUCCACUCGUACCCCUGGCUCGUGCACCGCCUGACAUACAAGCGGCCCGGCAGCCAUAACAUCCACGUUCGGGGCUACAAAGAAAAAGGUAACAUCGACACACCUCUCGAGCUUGCCAUCCGCAACCAGACGGACCGCUUCAGCCUGGCGAUGGACGCGAUCGAUCGCAUACCGCAGCUCGGCAACCGCGGGGCCACGGCGCGCGACACGCUCAAGAACCAGCAGCUCGCGGCCAAGAACGAGGCCUACGAGAACGGCAUGGAUCCCCAGUUCCUCACCGACUGGAAGUGGCCGCAGAAGGGCAUCCUCGAGCGGAACAAGGAGACGCUGGAGAAGUUGAAGCUUGGGGGUAAAUAA